This is a messenger RNA of Chara braunii, 1240 nucleotides long. Lineage: Eukaryota; Viridiplantae; Streptophyta; Charophyceae; Charales; Characeae. The record is from the annotation of a GenBank genome assembly.
GCCGAGCCAACUGGGACCCGCAGUGGGGUCAACUAAGGCUCGAAAGUCUACCGGGGUUUGGCCCUACACCGGGUACAUUCCAACACACCAUGAAUAGGAUCUUCCAUGACUACUUAGACAAGUUUGUCGUCGUGUACCUCGACGAUAUUCUUAUCUCCAGUAAGUCUGUUGAGGAACAUGCACAACAUUUAGAGAUUGUUCUCUCACUCCUGCGGGAGCACAAGUAUAAGGUCAACUUAGAGAAUUGUGAGCUCGGACGCACUAGGAUCUUGUACUUGGGUCAUGAAGUAUCCGCGGCGGGGAUGAGGUCGGAAGAUGCAAAGGUGACCAGUAUAAGGGACUGGCCACGACCUAAGACUAUUACUGAGGUCAGAUCUUCCUUAGGAAUGUGCGGUUACUAUAGGAACUUCGUGAAGAAUUACUCUACAAUCGCCUCUCCUUUGACUGAUCUCACUCGACUUGACGCACCGUGGGAGUGGAGUGAUGAGUGUGAGGCUGCUUUCAAGCGAUUGAAGCAUGCCCUCAUGAAUCAUGAGGUUCUCAUGGUGCCCGAUCCUCAGAAGCCUUUCAUUGUGACCACUGACGCAAGCCAAUACGACAUUGGCGCAGUGCUGGCUCAGCAGGAUGGGAAGAAGUUGAGACCGAUUGAGUAUAUGAGCAAGAAAAUGCCAUCAAAGAAACUGGCGAAGUCCACCUAUGAAAGGGAACUCUAUGCGCUCUACAAGGCACUCGUCGAUUGGAGGCACUUUCUGUUGGGGCGGUUUUUCUAUUUGAGAACUGACCAUCAGACCCUCAAAUGGAUCAAGACUCAACGUGCUCUUUAUGAUGCACUCGAGCGUUGGAUUGAGGUCAUAGAUCAGUAUGACUUCAAGCUGGAGUAUGUGAAGGGAGAGUACAACAAGGUUGCGGAUGCGCUGUCACGUAGGGCAGACUACCUAGGGGUGCUAGUUUCCGGAUUUGGCGUAUCUGAAGAAGUAACUCAAUUGCUGGUGGGAGCCUAUCAGGAAGACCCUGUCACGAUGGACAUCAUACCCAAACUGCAGGCAAAAGAUAAGGCCACAUAAGAUGAGUUUGUGAUGGUGGACGGGCUACUCUUUCUUGAAAAGGCCGGGUUCAAAAGGGUGAUUUGCAAUUUGGAUUUCUGUACUUCGUUCACACUCAUGUUCCUUGCACUAACGUAUUUCCAAAAGUAUUAAAAGUAGUAUCGGAAAAGAGAAGAAAAUAAAAGCAAUAUUGAGAA